Messenger RNA from Nicotiana attenuata, 402 nucleotides. RefSeq lists its product as uncharacterized. Lineage: Eukaryota; Viridiplantae; Streptophyta; Magnoliopsida; Solanales; Solanaceae. The record is from RefSeq and is a predicted model, not a curated record. The coding region runs from base 1 to 402 and encodes 133 amino acids. The transcript has 2 exons.
AUGGGGAGAGGACGGCCAAAGAAGAUGGUAACAAAGGUUCAGCUAGCUGAAUUCAUAGCAUCAGAAAGUAGAAGUGGAAAUCUGGGGAGGAAUUGUGAAAUUGAUUCACAAGUAGUAGCCCUAAGUUGCGAAAAGGAACACCAGUGUGACAUGUGGGAAGCAUUAAGGAGAAUAGACUCUCAGAUGACUAACUCCUGGCUAAUCAUGGGGGAUUUUAAUGCAGUAAUGGACAUUGAAGAUAGAAUAAAUGGUACAGUAGUACAGGAAAAUGAGAUCAAAGAUUUUAGGUCUCUAAUGGAGGAUUGCAGAUUGAAUGAACUUAGAACUGUGGGUAGAUCAUAUACAUGGACAAAUAGCCAUGUUUAUAACAAAAUUGACAGAGCCAUUGUCAAUGCACACUAG